AUGUCAGAUCGCGAGGACGGUGGAGAGGAGACCUUUUAUGACGACGAGGAGCCAGUCUACGAUGGCGAUGAUCUCGGAGAGGAACAAUUUGACGAUGGCGCGGAUGGCGCUGCCAAUGGUAUCGUCCACUCUUCUGCAGGUGGCGAUCCUUCCACCUCGAUGGCUGGUCAAGCCAAUGCCGAACGUAUCACGACACCCUACAUGACCAAGUACGAGCGAGCCAGGAUUCUUGGUACGCGUGCUCUUCAGAUUUCCAUGAACGCACCCGUACUUGUGCCUACCGAAGGCGAGACGGACCCAUUGGAGAUUGCCAUGAAGGAGCUUGCCGCCAAAAAGAUCCCUCUUGUCGUCAGAAGAUAUCUUCCAGAUGGUAGUUACGAGGACUGGACGGUCAGUGAGCUCAUCGUCAGCGAGUAA
Molecule: messenger RNA, 417 nt
Organism: Mycosarcoma maydis (corn smut)
Lineage: Eukaryota; Fungi; Basidiomycota; Ustilaginomycetes; Ustilaginales
Product: putative DNA-directed RNA polymerase core subunit RPB6
Exons: 3
Coding region: 1-417 (138 amino acids)
Biological process (GO): DNA-templated transcription
Cellular component (GO): RNA polymerase III complex; RNA polymerase II, core complex; nucleus
Molecular function (GO): DNA binding; DNA-directed RNA polymerase activity
Source: RefSeq, a predicted model, not a curated record